Molecule: messenger RNA, 1555 nt
Organism: Cebus imitator (Panamanian white-faced capuchin)
Lineage: Eukaryota; Metazoa; Chordata; Mammalia; Primates; Cebidae
Gene: IFT54
Product: TRAF3 interacting protein 1
Exons: 13
Coding region: 579-1445 (288 amino acids)
Biological process (GO): cilium assembly; intraciliary transport; regulation of microtubule cytoskeleton organization
Cellular component (GO): intraciliary transport particle B; ciliary basal body; axoneme
Molecular function (GO): microtubule binding
Source: RefSeq, a predicted model, not a curated record
UCUCCAGCGAUGAUGCGGUGCGGAGGGUGUUAGCUGGAGAGAAGGGAGAAGUGAAAGGACGGGUCUCACUGGCCCCAAGAUCUCAGGAACUGGAUAAUAAGAAUGUGCAAGAAGAAGAGUCCAGACUUCACAAAGAUACGGAGGGUAGAAGAGACUCUGAAAUAAAAGAAAGAAGUACAAGCAGAGAUCGAAAACAGAAAGAAGAAUUGAAAGAAGACAGCAAGCUGAGAGAAAAGGACAAGGGCAAGGAGAAGGCCAAGGAGAAUGGUGGAGACAGACACAGAGAAGGGGAGAGAGAGAGAGCCAGAGCCCGGGCCCGGCCAGAGAGUGAGCGGCAGAAAGACAGAGGCAACCGGGAGCGGGACCGAGACCCUGAGCGCGAGAAGGAGACAGAGAGAAAGCGUGAGAAGGGAAAAGAGAAGGAGAGACUGAGAGACAGGGACCGGGAGCAUGACUGGGACAAGGGGAAGGACAGGGACAGGCGGAGAGUGAAAAAUGGGGAGCAUUCCCGGGACCCGGACAGGGAGAAGAACAGAGAGCACGACAAACCCGAGAAAAAGUCAGCAAGCUCAGGGGAGAUGUCUAAAAAGUUGUCAGAUGGAACUUUUAAAGACUCCAAGGCUGAAACAGAGACUGAGAUUUCCACUAGAGCAUCCAAGUCAUUGACAACAAAAACAUCAAAGCGGCGAUCCAAAAAUUCAGUGGAAGGAAGAAGGGACCCUAAAGCCAGUGAAAAUAGUCUUUCCCCUGAGAAAGAACAUAACUCUUCCCACUAUAAAGCUAAGAAGGAGCAUACCCUGAAACAGCUCGGAAGGAAGGAGGAUAAUAUUUCAGCUAAAAUUUUAGACUCCAUAGUGUCUGGAAUAAAUAACGAGCCAAAUCAGGAAAUAACAACUUCAGAAAUCGGAACAAAAGAAGCUAAUGUUAACUCAACUAGUAUUUCAGAUGAUAAGUCAGCUAGUCUGUGGCGUGAGAAUAUUGAGCCCGACCCUGCAGUGAAGCAGAAAGGCGACUCCGCCAGUGAUGCAGAAGGAGACGCUGGACCUGCUGGCCAAGAUAAGACUGAGGUGUCAGAGAUUCCAGAAAUUCCUAAUGAGCUUUCAUCCAGCAUCAGAAAAAUUCCUCGGCCUGGGAGUGCAAGACCAGCACCUCCCCGGGUCAAACGGCAAGACAGCGCGGAAGUGUUACCGCUGGAGAGGUCAGGGAGUGGUAAAACUGUCUCAAAUGUGAUUGUAGAGUCACACAACUCUGACAAUGAAGAGGAUGAUCAAUUUGUGGUGGAAGCUGCCCCUCAGCUCUCUGAAAUGUCAGAAAUUGAAAUGGUAGCAGCAGUGGAACUAGAAGAGGAGAAGCAUGGUGGACUUGUGAAAAAAAUUUUGGAGACUAAGAAAGAUUAUGAGAAAUUGCAGCAGUCACUCAAACCUGGGGAGAAGGUAAUGAAAUGAUUUUCCGUAAACACUGGCAUUUUAGCAGUCUGUCUCAUGCAUUUACAGACUUUUAAAAAUUAGAAGGAUCUUUCAAAAAUUACCAUUAUUAGUGAUGUCUGUUUGCAUAU